UCUCACUGUAACUCAGUUGAACUCAUAUAAUCUAUCAACAUGUCCUACAACUGCUGCUCUAGAAACUUCUCUUCCUGCUCACUUGGUGGUUUCCUGAGCUACCAAGUCCCUUCCUGUGGCUCUUCCUUUCCAAGGAACCUGGUUUACAGCACUAACUUCUGCUCUCCCAGCACUUGUCAGCUGGGAUCCUCUCACUACAGGCGCUGUCAGGCAACCUGCCAUGAGCCCAGCUGCUGCCAGAAGUCCCAGAUGGUGUCCAUCCCCUGCCAGACAUCCUGGUACUGCCCAAGGACAUCCAGGCUCUGCAGUCCAUGCCUGACAACUUACACUGGAUCUCUGGGCUUUGGUUCCAGAAGCAGUUGUUCUCUAGGCUGUGGAUCCAGAAGAUGCUACUCACUCAGUUGUAGACCUAGUACCUUCAGGCCCCUGAGUUAUGGCAUCUGUGGCUUUCCUUCCUUGGGGUAUGGCUCUGGAUUCUGCCACCCAACUUAUUUUCCUUCCAGGAGCUGUCACUUUUCUUGUUACAGACCAACUUGUAGAUCUGCUUUUUAUGCAUCAACUUGUUGA
Orycteropus afer afer is the source of this 567-nucleotide messenger RNA. RefSeq names its product keratin-associated protein 13-1-like. The coding region runs from base 40 to 567 and encodes 175 amino acids. Lineage: Eukaryota; Metazoa; Chordata; Mammalia; Tubulidentata; Orycteropodidae. The transcript has a single exon. The record is from RefSeq and is a predicted model, not a curated record.